UUAAGCCGCAGAGCUAGCGGGGGUUACAGCGCCUCUGGAGCCUCCGUUUGGGGUUUAGGGAAAUAGAGACCGUUUUAUAUCGGUGGAAACAGGCAGCAGACUGGUCAUGUGUGUUUCCUUCUCAUAUUUAGCCGUAGUGCCCUUUCUUGCCCAGACUACGUUUUCCCGUCAUAGACAGUAGCGCAGCAGUCGGGAUCGACUCUUCUUGACCUCUCUGGCGCUCCGUCUGGAGGAACUAGGGAACGUCAGUUUUGCCCCGCCCACGCCCGGGCAGAAGUCCGCUGCCAUGGCGACACUGCUGCUCCGGUUCCUGCGUCCCUCCUGGCGACUCCCGGGUGGUUCCUCGCCUGUUGCGGAUGUACCCUUCCGGGCCGGGAUCCAUGGCACCAACCUGUUGUACCCGGACCAUAUUCCCACCUCCCCGCUGCAGAAGGCGCUGCUAGCCGCCGGCUCGGCUGGAAUGGCGCUCUACGACCCGUAUCGCCACGACAUGGUUGCAGUUCUAGGGGAGACCACAGGCUACUACACCCUGAAGGGCCUCAGGAACCAGAUGAGGAGGGAUCCAGAGGGUGCCCAGAUCCUACAGGAGCGUCCCCGAAUCUCACUGGCCACCCUCGACAUGGGCAAGCUCCGGAGCCUGCCUGAAGGCUCCCUUGGCCGCGAGUAUCUCCGUUUCCUGGAAGUGAACAGGGUCUCCCCGGACACCCGAGUGCCCACCCGCUUUGUGGACGAUGAGGAGCUAGCCUACGUGAUCCAGCGGUACCGGGAGGUCCACGACAUGCUCCACACCCUGCUGGGGAUGCCCACCAACAUCCUGGGGGAGAUCGUGGUGAAAUGGUUCGAGGCUGUGCAGACAGGCCUGCCAAUGUGCAUGCUGGGUGCGCUCUUUGGACCUGUCCGCCUCAGUGCUCGGGUGGCAUUUGGAGAAAAAUAAUACUGGCAGGACCUACCACUGAUGGUUCCAACACCACCUGUGAGGCCCUGCCCAUGUCUGCCUAGACGCUUCCGUUCUCCAUCUAAUAAACCAUGUGAGCCUUCACCCGCUUCCCCAGCACACACCAGGCUCCCUCCUGCCUUGAGGAACAGCACUGUUUCCCAGCUUGUUACGUGGUCAGCUGUUUGUCACAUCUGUUCAAAUGCCAC
Octodon degus (degu) is the source of this 1143-nucleotide messenger RNA. RefSeq names its product coenzyme Q4 (gene Coq4). The transcript is spliced from 7 exons. Gene Ontology annotation, biological process: ubiquinone biosynthetic process. Bases 287 to 934 code for a protein of 215 amino acids. Lineage: Eukaryota; Metazoa; Chordata; Mammalia; Rodentia; Octodontidae. Gene Ontology annotation, cellular component: mitochondrial inner membrane; mitochondrion. The record is from RefSeq and is a predicted model, not a curated record.